Closterium sp. Naga37s-1 is the source of this 705-nucleotide messenger RNA. The record is from the annotation of a GenBank genome assembly. Lineage: Eukaryota; Viridiplantae; Streptophyta; Zygnematophyceae; Desmidiales; Closteriaceae.
AUGGGCGGUUCCGGGCGGUUCUGGGCGGUUCUGGACGGAUCUGGACGGUUCUGGCCGGUUCUGGCCGGUUCUGGGCUGUCCUGGGCAGUUAUGGGCGAUUAUGGGCGGUGGGUACAGGGUGGGGCGGCGGGCCCAGGGUGGGGCGGGACAGGUGGGGCUGCUGGCGCGUUUCUAGCAGCUGCUGGCACUGCUGGGGCGUUCCUAGCAGUUGCUGGCGCUGCCGGGGCGUUCCUAGCAGUUGCUAGCGCUGCUAGCACGGUUCUAGCGGCUGCCGACGCUGCUAGCACAGUUCUAGCGGCUGCUGGCGCUGCUGGCGCUGCUGGGGUGUUUCUAGCGGCUGGUUUCAGGGCGACGGGGGCGCGACGCGGAGGGGGACGGGGACGCUAUGGGGAGGGGACGGGAGGUGACGGGGGCGCGACGGGGACGGGACGGGAGGUGACGGGGAAUGCGACGGGAAGGGGACGGGAGGCGACGGGGGCGCGACGGGGAGGACGAUGGGGGCGCGACGGGGAGGACGACGGGGACGCGACGGGGAGGGGACGGGGGGCGACGGGGGCGCGACUCGGAGGGGGGGGACGGGAGGCGACGGGAAGGGAACGGGGUCGCGACGUGGGGGGGGGGCGCGAGGGUCUAGCGCGAUCUGACGGGCCCGCGGGGGGCGUUCUAGGUCGUGACGUGGGGGGGCCCACGGGGGUCCCUUCCUAG